Molecule: messenger RNA, 6809 nt
Organism: Salmo salar (Atlantic salmon)
Lineage: Eukaryota; Metazoa; Chordata; Actinopteri; Salmoniformes; Salmonidae
Product: B-cell CLL/lymphoma 9 protein
Biological process (GO): canonical Wnt signaling pathway; positive regulation of transcription by RNA polymerase II
Cellular component (GO): beta-catenin-TCF complex
Molecular function (GO): transcription coactivator activity; beta-catenin binding
Source: RefSeq, a predicted model, not a curated record
UUGUCAGCAAUUGCUUGAGACAAGCUUCCCCUCCACCAUGUGUGAAAGCUACUUGGCGUGAAUGCCCAGACUGUACCAAGUGGCGGCGAGUCAUGAGGGGGGGAGCUGCAAGAAAAACAGACCCACACAGAGACAAUAGGCCCCUGAAGUGUUCCCCCUGAGUUGCUUUGAUGAUGUCCUAGUGUCUAGAUGCUAGAGGGGACCAGGGCUUGCGAGGAAGAAGAAGUCUUUGUGUGCACUCUUUUCACCGGCCAGGACAAAAGAGUGGGGAGUAAGAAGCCCAAAGAGAAGAAAAAACACCAAACAAAUGAAAACCAAAGCGCUCCUCUAGAUGUUUUGUGUCCGCGGUAGUGGGGAAGCGAGGGAAGGAGAGAUCGAGUGAGGAGGAGAAGAGAGCUGCGGUAGCACAGGUUGAUUGGGUUUGUGAAUGGGCACUGUGAUCUUCUGCUGAGAGGGAGUGCUGGGAUUUGAGGCUCUGCGACAGUUGUGACUCCGGGGCCGACGCUAAGCCAGUCAGCUUGCUUUGUCUGCCGGACCAAGGUCAAAGGGAACCCUGGGAUAGGCUCUCCUCGUGAGGAGUAGCCGGGGUCUCUGAGACCUGGGGUCAUUUAAGCAGCGCUGGGGAUUUGACGAGCGCGGCCCAUUGCAAUGCAGACAUGGCCACGGCUAUAUCGUGACACAGAGGGAUAUGUGUGCCCAAGGACUGUGAGAGCUCCUUGAGGAGACUCCAGGCACACAGCACCUCACACUUACUGACAUCCAGAUGAUGCUGGAGGUGCAAGAGGAAAGAGCAGCAGCCACAGCAGGAAACUUCAGCCGGAAAGAGCGUGUCAAGAAGGAGCGGGACGAGGCAGGCCCAGACAGUGGCCGAGCCAAUAGCAACAUUAACCCCUCCUCUAAUAACCACAACCCCACCCCUAACUCCGCCCUUGCCGGCACAGGCCACUGGAACUCCCGGGCCAAGGCCACACCCUCGGCCAGCCCGCACCAGCACUUGACUCCGCCCUCUGUCUCCCUGGGAUCGCCGUCAAUGCAUUCCAGCAAUCCCAAAGUGAGGAACUCCCCAUCGGCUAACACGCAGAGCAGUCCCAAACAGAAGCAGGAGGCCAUGGUGCGCUCUCCACCCGUCAUGUCUCCCUCCAGCGCCGCCCAGAUGGACUCAAAACUACCCAAUCAGGGAAAGCCAGGGGGCGCAGGCAGCCAAUCGCAGCCCUCGCCCUGUGACCCCAAAACUCUAGGCCCUAAGGGGCCCGUAGGGAGCCUAGGACUAAAAAACGGACAAGGCCUGAAUGCAGGCAACGGGGCCAAGGGCAAAAUGAAGAGGGAAAGAAGCACUUCGGUGGAGUCUUUUGAGCAGCGUGACACAGGGACGUCCAACAACGAGGGGGAUCAGAAAGAGCUGGGCAGCCGAGCCAAGAGGCUGUGUGUAGCUGAGCGGCGGCAGCCCUACAGUGGAGCGGACUGGUGCUCUGGGGGCGAGAGUGACGAGGAAGACCCAGGGUUCUUUAACUGCAAUUCGAUAGAGAUGAAGCCUCUGGACUCCAACAACGCGCUCAGCUCGGCCACGUCGACCCACAAUGCCGUUGGAGGGCAGAGCAUGGAGCUGGGCGGCAGUGGUCCCAAGCCCGGGUCAAAGGUCGUGUACGUCUUCACAACAGAGAUGGCCAACAAGGCGGCUGAUGCGGUCUUCACAGGCCACUCGGACAACAUCAUUGCCUUCCACAUGAACAACAUCUCCAACGGCAAGGGCAACAAGCCCCAUCUACCUGUGAAUAAUCAGAUGGGACCCCCUCGGGGUGACUCCAAGCAGCUGGGUGGAGCCCCCCAGCAGCAGUCAUCUCACCCUUCUGACCAGAACCACAAGCAGGCCUCCAAAGCACCUCCACCAGGCCAACAGCAGCCAGUAGAAGCCCAGCCUCAGGGGGCCAAGCCUGGGAGCUUCCCCCAGGACGGGGCUGCCUCUGGGGGCAUGGACUCUAAGAGCGGAAGCCCCCAGGACGGCACCCCCCACGACCCUAACAGCAACCCUGGAGGGCCGCCCGGCCACCAGACCCCCUCUGGACCAUCCCAACAGGGCUUCCCCUCUCUGGACCUUCCCAAUGGUGCCGACGCCAAACUCACAGCCCAGCAGCAGCAGCAGCUGGCACAUGAGCUGAUGUCCAGCAUGGGGGACAACUCUGAGGGCCUGUCCCAGGAGCAGCUGGAGCACCGCGAACGCUCUCUGCAAACGCUACGGGACAUCCAGCGCAUGCUCUUCCCUGAUGACAAGGAGUUAUCACUCAAAGACAUGGUAGCCAUGGGGCAGGGAAACCCGGGCGGGCCCCCCGGGCCCAACCCCGGCAUGAUGGAGGGGGGGCCCAAGAAGCCAGGGGAGCAGGGCCCCCUCCAGGCCAUGAUGGCCCAGUCCCAGAGCCUGGGGAAGCCUGGAGGCCCUGGGGGGCCCCGGCCCGAUGGCCCUCCAUUUGGGCCCGGAGGCCUCAGAGACAUGCCAUUCUCCCCGGACGAGCUGGGGCCCCUGCCUCCUGGGCCGCCUAUGAACACUCACGGAGGGCCCGGCGGUGAGCACGGGGAUCACACAGGGAUGAACCCAGAGCAGAUGGCAUGGCUGAAGCUGCAGCAGGAGUUCUACGAGGAGAAGAAAAGGAAGCAGGAGCAGAUGCAGCACCGGGGGCCCAUGGGCGACAUGAUGAUGCACCAACAAGGCCCCCGGGGCCCCAUGAUGCGCGGGCCCCCGCCUCCCUACCAGAUCAAUUCGCCUGGGGAGAUGUGGGGCCCCGAGCACUUCCCAGAGCAGAUGAGCAUGGGCCCCCGGGGCCCCAUGCACCCCCACAUACAGAGGAUGCCCGGCGGCUUCCCUCCUGGCAUGAUGAACCCGGGUAUGGAGGGCGGCCCCAACCCCAGGGGGCCCCGGCCUGGAAUGAAUUGGCCCGACGACGUGGGACCCAACAUGGGCGAUGGCAGGGGCUUCCCGCCCGGACAGGGGCAGUUUGUAGGGCCAGGGGGUCGGGUGGAGAGGUUCCCCAACCCACAGGCGGUGCAGGAGGCCAUGUUCCAGCAGGGCAUGGGGGGUGACAAGCAGGGCAUGGGGCUGCCCCCGGGCAUGAUCAUGGAGAUGAACAGGAUGAUGGGGGGCAACGGCCCCCGGGGGCCAAUGGAAGGCCCUGGCAAUGGCCCUAACGGAGGAGGCAUGAUGUUUCCCAGAAUGCCUGGCGACGUUGGCCCCAUGAGUCCAUCCUCCAGGAUGGAGUUUGUCAAGGGCCUGGGCAGGGACAUGGGCCCUGAGUUCAGCAUGGGCCCCGGGAACAUGAACAUGGGGCCCAACCCCCAGAUGAUGCAGGCUAAGAUGAGGGGGGAGCCUCCCAUGAACUUGAGCCCCGAGGAGAUGAUGAAGAUGAGAGGAGGCUCCAUGCCAGAGAACAUGGGCCCGCAGAAGAUGAUGCAGGGAGCUCCCUUCCCUGACCAGGGGCACCACCCAGGGGACUUCAACAUGGGCCCCAACCGCCACUUCCCAGGCAUGGGGCCUCACGGGCCAGGGCCUGGGAACCCUAGGUGCCCCAGAGGUGAAACCCCCUUCGGCCCUGACCAGCGAGGACCCAACCACGGCGGCAACGGUCGCCUCAGCCAUAUGCCCCCCAACUCGGGCCCGCCUCCCAACCAGAGGAACAUGGGGGUCCGCAAGGGUCCCCAGGACAUCCAGGGCGGCCAGGCUAACUCACCCAACAUCAACCCCCUCAAGUCCCCUACGCUGAGGCAGGUCCAGUCCCCCAUGCUGGGCUCGCCCUCUGGGAACCUCAAGUCCCCCCAGACGCCCUCCCAGCUGGCCGGCAUGCUCCAGGGUCCCUCGGCGGCGGCAGUGGCUGCAGCCGCGGCGGCCGCCUCCAUCAAGUCUCCACCCAUGAUGGGUUCGGCUGGAGCCUCUCCCGUCCACAUGAAGUCGCCCUCGCUCCCGGCACCCUCCCCAGGGUGGACAUCGUCCCCCAAGCCCCCCAUGCAGAGUCCAGGCAUCCCCCAGAACAACAAGCAGCCGCCGCUCAGCAUGACCUCACCCAACAUGAUGGGCAACGUGGAGCAAGGUGGGAAUGGUCCCCCCACAGCACCCCCUUCCAGUAGUGCUUCCAGUCUUCCGUCUGGCAGCCCCUACGCCCUGCCCCCUGAGCCCACGAUAUCUCAGAACCCACUGUCCAUCAUGAUGUCACGCAUGUCCAAGUUCGCCAUGCCCACUUCCACGCCCCUCUACCACGACGCCAUCAAAACGGUGGCGAGCUCGGACGACGACUCGCCACCGGCCCGCUCGCCGAACCUGCCGCCCAUGAACAUGUCUGGUAUGGGAAUGAACCACCACCCGGGCCACAACCGCAUGAUGGCUCCCACAUCACAAGGCCCCAUGCCCGCUCUCAGCCCCAUGGGCAUGAACACCAUGGGCUCCCAGCCCCUCUCCCACGGCAUGCCUAACCAGAUGCCCUCGCCCAACCCAAUGGGGGGACCCCACCAGGGGCCCAUGGGGCCGGGUAUGAUGGGGCCCCACGGCAUGAUGAUGCCCGGCGGGCAGGACCCAGGGAUGGGCAACCCUCAGAUGAUACCUCAGGGCCGUAUGGGCUUCCCCCACCGAGGCCAGGGAUUCCCCCCCGGUCACUCUCCUCCUCAGCAGGUCCCUUUCCCCCACAACGGCCCUGGGCCCCAGGGUGGUUUCCCCCACGGCAUGGGCUUCCAGGUGGAGGGGGGCCCCAUGGGCCGAAUGGCCAGCAUGGGCCCCGGCGGGGAUCCGGGCGGCAUGUGUAAACCCAACACCCCCGGAGGAGGCCAGGACUUCAACAUGUUCAAUAAUGAUAACGACCUCCACGAGGUCAUGCGAACGGGAGCCACCGGAAUGCCGGAGUUUGACCUCUCCCGGAUUAUCCCAUCGGAAAAGCCCAGCCAGACUUUGUCCUACUUCCCCCGCGGUGGCGACGGCCCGGGGGGGAAACCUCCUCACUCCUCCGGCCCCCAGGGCUUCCCUCCCCAGAUGCAGGGGAUGAUGGUGGAGGGGAACCCCAGGAUGGGGAUGCCCAUGCAGGGGAUGGGGGGUCCGCCGGGCCCUGGCCACAUGGGGGGGCCCCAAGACAUGCCAAUGGGGAACCCUGGCCACAAUCCCAUGCGGCAGCUACACCCGGGCCACCCCGGCUUCAUGCCCCAGGGCAUGAUGGGACCCCAGCACCGGAUGCUGUCACCGGGACAGCAACCGGGCAUGAUGGGAGGACCUGGGCAUGGGAUGAUGCAAGUUAAAGAGAGGGGGGGGCUCAUGUACAAUCACCCGGGCCCCGUGGGCUCGCCCAACAUGAUGAUGUCACUCCACGGCAUGGGUGGCCCCCAGCAGACUAUGAUGAUGCCGCCUCAGAUGAGGCCUCGCGGCAUGGCAGGGGACAUGGGCAUGGGCUUCAACCCUGGUCCCGGAAACCCCGGGAACCUCAUGUUCUGAGCUGCUACAGCCAAGUAGAAACUAAAGACCUGACUCGGAACCCGCAGGAGUCUAGAACCUGGAGUCUAGAACCUGCGCCAACAAAGGAAUACACAUGAGACUUGUGCUCUCUUAGGCGGUUGUUGUGUGGACUGGGGACGCAUACAUUCACUCUGGCACAUACACGCACACACAUCCCGAGACACUUUUGUGCUGGUUUAGCAGUCUGUCGGGUGUGGUGGUGCAACUGCAGCGUGUUCCACGGAGGGGAAGGCAGAUGUACACCAUUUCAGAGGGGACUGACCUUUCUCUGUUUGGGAAAACGUAGAAUGUACGGGACGAGUCUAAGCUCCAGUGUUCUACGGGCGGAUAGGAAAUGGGCCUCUUCAUAAAAAGUCAAGGGAUGACCCGGGACCAGAGGUCCGUAGUUGUACUGUUAUAAGAACAGCUAAACGACGAAAUGUAAAGAACAAUAAAGGAUUAAAAACACAAGGAACUGAAUAAAAAGAUGAAAAGGUCACCGUUUUUUUUGUUGUUGUCUCGAGUUGCACCAUUUUUGGCUGUAUGUUUACAUCUCAUCUCAUCACUACCCUCCAGAGAUUCAAUGCUCUUUGUAUUUGUGUACUGUAUUUGUGUUGUUAAAGGGAUUUUAAUAGUGACUUCUAGUUUGUUUUCACAUCUUCUUUUGUAAAGGAGGGUGGGGGUGUGGAGAGGGGGGUAGGGUAGCCAAAUGUCGCUGCAACUCCCACUCCGAAAUGCUGUUUACCAUGUAGGGGGGUCAAAGUAUUUUAACUGCAUUUUCCUUUGUUACUCUGUAUAAUAUGCCAAACGAUGACCUCAUACAGAUAAUAGUAUUAUUAAAAAAGCACAAACAUGAUUUAACUGUAAAGAAUGUUAUUUUUUUUUUCUUUUCUCCUGUUUUUGUCAAAACACUCGGUAGGAGGGGUGAUUCUGGGGCAUACGCAGUGAGGUGCUGGUGAGGCCUGGUUUAGAAUUGGAUAUGGGGUUGUGGGUUAGGGGGGGUGAUGUCUGUCACACCUCAAACCCCUCUUAGCCCUAACAGACAAACGGACACAGCAGCAAGCAAAGCCUCUGCUCUCACCUUUCCAGGAUAGGAGUACAGAGAGGAGCGUAAAGAAGACGAAGCAGCCUUAACCAUGUCUGGAUUACUUGGAGGGGUGGUGACCAUGGAAUUUUACUGAUUUUUUUUUUUUUUUUAAACAAAAAUGACAACAAAAAAAAGCGAAACAGAAAAUGAGCUAAUAGGUCGUAUCUGUGUCCCUGCCUCUCCUGUGUUAACACAUUGUCAUGUGACUCCAUUGAAUUUGGUACAGGGCUGUGGUGUUGGAAGACAAAUAAAAUAUAUUGUUUGGUA